GCCAUUUUUGUUUGGUUUUUGGUUUUUCAGGCAGCAUUAAAGUUGCAGCUUCGAUAGCGGAUUAAAAAAGCAUAUAAAAUGCAGCAGACGGAACAUGUAUUGAUCCAGUUGUACAGAAAAUGCCUUUUAGAUAUGUGAAAAAGCAACGGUUAGAGGUCAGUCUCGGCUACAUCUGGAGAUGAGGGUGUGAGUAUCUUGCUCAGGGACUCCAAUGGAAGACAGAUGCUACUAACAUAGGGGCUUGAACUCCUGCUCACUCUGCUAUACUGCCCCAAAUGUACAGCACCCAGGAAGCUACUGGCCUUAUGACAUCGAAUCUCUGCAAGGCUCCAGACUCCCAGUGUGCCGCCCUCCCAGCUGUAAUUACUGUUUCCUAUCUGCCGGGAUUGUCCCGACCAGGCCCACCGAGACUCUGCACUAAAUCUCCUUCAUGUCGUCAGUCAGCAUCCAGAUAGAACUCUUCAUGUGACAUCCUGAGGGAAAUAACGCCAAAGAGAUGGGGAGCGGGAUGCGGCCUCUGGAAUUUACUGUGAAAUUAAUGGAAGACACGUUAUUCCAGUGAGCUGCUUAGCCAGUGUGAAAAACAGAUAGUGACAGCGAUAACAAAGCAGACCUUCUCAUCUUGUCUCCGUUGGCCAACCCUCCAGCAGCUAUUUGUCACAAGCAGAUGUUUCCGAGAACCAUGACCUCCAAGUGUGGUUGCUGGGGAAUGGGAGUUUGGCGCCAGCUCUGAUUGGAAACCUGCAGAGCAGAGAGUGCAUGGUCAAGGUUUUUAAUGAAGAUUUCGAGGCUGGAGCUGAUGACGAGUCUAUUUCCCUGGACUUGAUUCAGCUGUUUCUCCAUCUGGCGUUUGAGCACCUGGGGCCCUGGACAGAUGAUUUAGAGUGCAUCUCUUCAGCCUAAAUUGCUUCCAAGCAGGGGGUUCCUCUGCAGCGUCCAGCCCAUCACUUCACAACUGAGGCCUCAAGUUUCUGCUCCAUGUUGCAUGGAAGUUUCCAAGAGCCAAGCUAUUCUUCAGCUCUACAUACAGACUGCCAAAUAGCUGUUCUUGAGCAAUAGCAGCUACGUCGUGCUGUAGGUACCGUGCACCGCCUUCAGCUAUGAAAACUACUUACUGCUCACUCGGGGCCAAACCAUUCAUCGCAGGGAAAAGAGGGAUGGAUGAAAACAUACCCCCUGGUCAAGGAGAGAAUACAUUCAGUGGGAGACCUCUGGAUAUUGUGGAAUGUCUUGGCCCUGCUGCGAAGGAAACCAUCGACAGAUCAGUGUGAGGGAGGCUUUGCUGCUGAAAGGCUACUCCACCUAAUCCCAGGCUGCAUUACUCAACCGGUCCAGUCAAACAGCACACAGACGUGGGGACUUCCCCUUUCCUCUAAAGACGUAGAGGAAUACUGUAUUGCCUCAUACACCACUGAGAUACCAAUCAAACUUUCUUGAGGGGAAUGCAUCCAUCCAUCCAUCCAUCCAUCCAUCACAUGGGUGUGCAGCAGCUCCAUGAGGUGUCAGAGGGAUCGGGACAAUUCGAGUUGCAAAUCUUAUCGAUGCACAAUGUGAACGGAGAGUUGCUGAACGGCAUGUGUUGCGACGGCACACGGAACACGGCGGAUAGAAAAUGCACACGGGACGAGUGCGAUGCGUUUUUUAAAGUUUGCCUGAAGGAAUACCAGUCGAGAGUUUCUGCUGCAGGGCCCUGCAGCUUCGGAAUGGGAUCUACGCCUGUCCUCGGAGGGAAUACCUUUUCUUUCAAGAGCUCUGUCAGGAAUGACAAAUCCAGGAUAGUUUUGCCCUUCAGUUUUGCCUGGCCGAGAUCCUACACUUUGAUAGUGGAAGCCUUGGACUUCAACAAUGAAACCGGUGGUGCAGACGGGAGGUUGAUAGAGAAAGCCUCUCACUCCGGCAUGAUCAACCCCAGCCCGCAUUGGCAGAAGCUGACUCACAACGGCAACGUAGCCCAGUUCGAAUACCAGAUCAGAGUCAGCUGUGAUGAGCACUACUACGGCUUCGGCUGCAACAAGUUUUGUCGGCCCAGGGAUGAGUUCUUCGGGCAUUACACGUGCGACUACAACGGAAACAAGACCUGUCUGGAAGGCUGGUCCGGACCUGACUGCAACACAGCUAUAUGCCGACAAGGCUGCAGCACUGAACACGGAUCAUGUAAGGAGCCAGGUGGAUGCAAGUGUCUGUAUGGCUGGCAGGGUCAGUACUGUGACAAGUGCAUCCCCCACCCUGGCUGUGUACAUGGCACCUGUGUAGAGCCCUGGCAGUGCCUGUGCGACACCAACUGGGGCGGCCAUCUUUGCGAUAAAGAUCUGAACUACUGUGGCACUCACCAGCCAUGCCUGAACGGAGGGACGUGUAUCAACACAGGACCUGACAAGUACCAGUGCACUUGUGCUGAGGGCUACUCUGGAGCCAACUGUGAGAGAGCGGAACAUGCCUGUCUGUCCAAUCCAUGCUCUAAUGGAGGGAGCUGCUCAGAGACCAGUCAAGGCUACGAAUGUCAGUGUGCAUCAGGCUGGAGCGGCCCCUCCUGCACCAUCAAUAUUGACGAUUGCUCUCCAAACCCCUGUAAUCACGGGGGUACCUGUCAGGAUCUGGUCAACGGCUACAAGUGUCACUGUCCGUCACAGUGGACGGGGAAGACAUGUUUGAUAGAUGCCAACGAAUGCGACAGCAAGCCUUGUUUCAAUGCCAACUCAUGCCGCAACCUGAUUGGUGGAUACUUCUGCGAGUGCGUCCCUGGUUGGACGGGGCAGAACUGCGACAUCAAUAUCAACGACUGCAAGGACCAGUGCCAGAAUGGGGGAACUUGCAAGGACUUGGUAAACAGCUAUCGUUGCGUGUGCCCCCCUGGCUUCACCGGCGAGCACUGCGAGAGGGACAUCGACGAGUGCUCGAGCUCGCCGUGUCUGAACGGCGGGCGCUGUCAGGACGAAGUGAACGGCUUCCAGUGCCUGUGUCUGGCUGGCUUCUCAGGAAAUCUCUGCCAGCUGGAUAUCGAUUACUGCUCGCCCAACCCGUGUCAGAAUGGAGCGCCCUGUUUCAACCUGGCCACAGACUACUACUGCGCUUGCCCGGAGGACUACGAGGGCAAAAACUGCUCUCACCUCAAAGACCACUGUCGCACCACCACGUGUAAAGUGAUUGACAGCUGCACUGUCGCCGUGGCGUCCAACAGCACGCCAGGAGGAGAGCGCUACAUUUCGUCGAAUGUGUGUGGACCUCACGGCCGCUGCCGGAGCCAGGCUGGGGGCCAGUUCAGCUGUGAGUGCCAGGAGGGCUUCAGAGGCACCUACUGCCACGAGAACAUCAAUGACUGCGAGAGCAACCCAUGCCGCAAUGGAGGCACCUGCAUCGACAAAGUCAGCGUGUACCAAUGCAUCUGCGGUGACGGCUGGGAGGGCGAUCACUGCGAGAUCAACAUCGACGACUGCAGCACCAACCCCUGUCAUAAUGGAGGGACAUGUCGAGACCUGGUGACUGAUUUCUUCUGCGAGUGCAAGAAUGGCUGGAAGGGAAAGACUUGCCACUCCCGCGAAAGUCAGUGCGAUGAAGCCACUUGCAACAACGGUGGCACCUGCCAUGACGAAGGCGACACGUUCCAGUGCAAGUGUUCACCAGGGUGGGAAGGGACAACAUGUAACAUAGCCAAGAACUCGAGUUGUCUUCCGAACCCGUGUGAGAACGGAGGUACCUGUGUGGUGACGGGGGAGUCGUUCACCUGCGUCUGCAAGGAAGGCUGGGAAGGUCCCACAUGCACACAGAAUACCAACGACUGCAGUCCCCACCCAUGCUACAACAGCGGAACCUGCGUCGACGGGGAUAACUGGUACCGCUGCGAGUGCGCCCCGGGCUUCGCGGGUCCAGACUGUCGGAUCAAUAUUAAUGAGUGCCAGUCCUCUCCAUGUGCCUUUGGCUCAACCUGUGUAGAUGAGAUCAAUGGAUAUCGCUGCCUGUGCCCACCAGACAGAACUGGACCCCACUGUCAAGAAGUGACAAGAAAACCUUGCUCUGUUAACGGACACGUCACCCCUGACGGAGUCAAAUGGGACGAAGACUGCAACACUUGCCACUGUUCCAAUGGGAAAGUUGUGUGUACAAAGAUGUGGUGUGGCCCUAUGUCGUGCCACCUGGGUGCUAAAGGUCGAGGCGGGUGCCCUUCAGGCCAGAGCUGCAUCCCCAUCAAGGAGAGCCACUGCUUUGUGAAGCCCUGUCUCGGCCUCGGAGAGUGCUGGCGCUCCAACCCUCCCCCGACUCCUACCAAAUGCCACCCCAGCUCCAGUUACCAGGACAACAGCUGCGCCAACAUCACCUUCACCUUCAACAAGGAGACCAUGCCUCAAAGCUUGACUGUAGAGGAUGUUUGUAAGCAGCUGAGGCGCUUGUACGUAGUGAAGAAUUUCUCCUUGGAGCAUUCUGUGUCCAUAACCUGUGACCCCUCAUACUCAGCCAGCAACGAGAUCCACGCCUGCAUCUCUACUGAGGACCAUCGUUUGGACCGGAGCCCCAUUAAAGAGAUCACAGACCGAAUAAUCGACCUGGUUAGCAAACGCAACGGCAACAACACCAUCAUCACCGCCAUCGCAGAAGUGCGCGUGCCAAGCCCCAGCAAAACUGACUACCUAGUGCCCCUCCUCAGCUCCAUCUUCAUUGUCAUCUGGGUCCUCGUGCUGGUCUCCAUCUUGCUGUGGUGCAUGCGUCGCCGGCGGAAACAGAGCAACCACAACGGCACGACGGCCGCCGGCUCCGAGGACAACACGACCAACAACGUGCGGGAGCAGCUGAACCAGAUCAAGAACCCUAUAGAGAAGCACGUGGGCCUCACGGUGGCCAUCAAAGACUACGAAAACAAGAACUCCAUCAUUGCCAAAAUAAGGACAAAUCAUCCCGAGGGGGAUGAGGACGACAAGGAGAGGCACUUACAGAAGGGCCGCUUUGCCAAACAGCCAGCAUACACACUGGUGGAGAGGGACGAGAAGACGCCCAUCUCCAACCCCAACUCCACAUCCAAACAUCCAAAUUGGACUAAUAAACAGGACAACAGAGACUUGGAGACAGCAAACAGCAUAAACAGGAUGGACUACAUUGUAUAGCAGACAGCUGUGUUGCUGUGCAACCAAGCCUUAUGCCUUCACACCCCGGUGGUGGGUGAAACGGGGGAGCUUUGGCAUGUGUAGUUAGUAAACUGUCGUGUCAGUCGUGACCCCACAGUAUUUUCAGAUAUUCCCCGUGUUAAUUUAAGUUUUGACAAGCUGGCUUACACUGGCAGUGACAGUUGCUUUGGUUGGCUGGAAACACAAGGCACUGGUAUACAUUUCACUGUAGAACUAGUUGCAAAAGUGUCCUAUGCAUUUCACUUCCCUUUUUUUUUUUAUUUAGUGGACACAUGGAAGGGGCUCCUGGUGUAAUUGUUGUACAAUGACUAAAACUACCCGACGUGUUCAGCACUAGAGCUAAUUAUUUUUAGUAUGUGUUUGAAUUCUUUCUAGUUCUGUUUGGAGAAAGUGCCUUUUCAGUUUUAGACUUCAGCAACUGUCAAAUAAGAAAAAAAGAUCAACUUUAUUAUUUAUUUUUAUUUUUGGG
Molecule: messenger RNA, 5583 nt
Organism: Thunnus maccoyii (southern bluefin tuna)
Lineage: Eukaryota; Metazoa; Chordata; Actinopteri; Scombriformes; Scombridae
Gene: jag1b
Product: jagged canonical Notch ligand 1b
Exons: 36
Coding region: 1443-5093 (1216 amino acids)
Biological process (GO): establishment or maintenance of epithelial cell apical/basal polarity; multicellular organism development; cell communication
Cellular component (GO): plasma membrane; protein-containing complex
Molecular function (GO): calcium ion binding; Notch binding
Source: RefSeq, a predicted model, not a curated record